AAACAGGCUAGCCGUUCGGUGUACGCAUUUCUUCCCCCUCUUUUCAACUCACAAAAGAAUUGAAAAUUUAAAAGCUCCCCAUUUGUGUGAACGAGAGAGAUCCAGAGAGAUUGAGAGAGAGAGAGAUCCAAGUCAUCUACAUCCAGCUCUGCGACUGAUUAGCGAACAUACAUACAUAUCAUAUAUGUAUAGAGCGACCGAUCCUUACAUUAUAGACACACAACUACAAGACGAAGCAAAGCUAGGGUUUCUACUAUGUCGAUGAAUGAGAAUCUAUGUGCCUUCAAUUCUACUAAAAGCGUCAUUCCUCCAGGUAACGAAAAACCUAGAGUCCGAAAAUCGACUGAAGUUUUUGGAAGUACGGAAAGGAAGCGUCUUGCUAAUAUAACAAACAUGCAACAACAACCUAGAAUGUCAAUGAUAGAUGAGAAGUCACAUAUUAUCCCAGCUUCUACCAAAGAGUACAUUGAAAAACUAAAGAAGGAAAAUGUGGCAUUGAUGAAGCUUCUGGCAGACAGAAAUAAAGUUAUUGAAUUGAGUGGGAUUGAAUUGCGUAGACUUAGGGUCAGUUUGCAGAAACUGCAGCAGCAAAAUCUUCAGCUUGCACAAUCAAACAGCCAAAUGCUUGCGGAAUUAACAGUAGAUAAAGACAGGCUGAAACUGUUACAACAUGAGUUGGGAUGCAAGAAUGGUUUGCUUGUAGCGAAAGGGUUGGAGUUAAAGGAAAAAGACGAAGCUUUACCUUCUGAGAAAGUUGGUAUAGAGGUCAAAAUGCUCAAUGAGAAGCUGGAUUCUUCACAGGCAUCUAGAGAUAACGUCAAGCCUAUUAAUAUAAACAGGAGGCAACUAUCCAAAAGUUUGGGCUCGUCGACUGUCAAGGAAUCUAAAGAUAGAAAGGCUGAUAAUAAAAGGCAAUGUGUCAGAAGGCAGUCUGCUAGACUUAAAUCUCAAGAGUCUGAACCAGCAAAUGACGUGUCUGAGGUAGAACCUAAUAGCCUUGCUUCUGGGCCUCCCCACAGUAAUGUAAUGGAAGAAGGUGUUUCUAAAUCCUCGACUUUAGAGAUAAAUGAAGAAAGGAUUUCUGGCAACAAAAGGAUCCCUGUAAGGAGCCAAUCUGCUAGAUUCAAAUCUGAAGAGCCAAAACCUGCUGAAGACGUGUUUGCCAUAGACUCCACUGGCCCUGUGUCAGGUCCAAAUUGUGAUCAAAUGCAGGAUGAUGUUUCAACUUCCAUUUGUCUAUCAGCAGAGGAAAAUGAUAAGGCUACUGGCAAUAGAAGACUCUCUGCUAGAAGGCAAUCUGCUAGAGUUAAAUCUGAAGAACCAGAAGCUGAUAAAAGCUUCUCCAAGAUAAACAUCAAUGACGUUUCAAUAUCCGCAUGUUUAUCAGAUGAAAAUGAUAGUGGAGAAGGCAAGCAUGCUCCCAACCGUGAAUCGCAAGAUUUUGGAAGACCAUCUUUUGGUAGGCCUUCACGCCAAGCAGCUAAGAAGGUGAAUACCUACAAGGAAAUUCCUCUAAAUGUGAAGAUGCGCAGAAGUGAGUAAGUCAACUACUGUUUCGAGGAAUUCCUUCGUUUGUAAUGGACCUUGGCAUCUUAUCAUGAGUUAAGAGGAUAUGUUGGCCAAUAUAGAGGCGAACUACCAGGCCAUAUAGAUGUGAAAUACUGUUGUAAUUCCUUUUUGAAUCACCUGCGUAUGCUACUAUAAUAAUUACAUGCAGUAGUGUAGAUUGUAGACAUCAGUGUGCUGUAUUUGAUGAGAUCAUCCUUCCGGUGUCCAGAUGGGUUAUUGUUUCUUCUUUUUAGGAAGAUUUAAGUUUUUUUACCCCUUGUCAAGCAA
Molecule: messenger RNA, 1836 nt
Organism: Daucus carota subsp. sativus
Lineage: Eukaryota; Viridiplantae; Streptophyta; Magnoliopsida; Apiales; Apiaceae
Product: SHUGOSHIN 2
Exons: 12
Coding region: 256-1542 (428 amino acids)
Biological process (GO): maintenance of meiotic sister chromatid cohesion; meiotic sister chromatid segregation
Cellular component (GO): nucleus; chromosome, centromeric region
Source: RefSeq, a predicted model, not a curated record